AUGGCCGAUGCUGCAGACCUGGCACGGGCCACGCGCGGCAUUGUCACCUCCCCGGGGGCCCCGAGCCCCCGGAUGCUGCUGGGGACCCUCUGGCCGGGAAGGAGCCGUCCCCACCCACGGCAGGGCGGGACGUUGGAGGGGCAGGACCCACACCCACCCCCCCCCCCCCCCCCCCCCCCCCCCCCCCCCCCCCCCCCCCCCCCCCCCCCCCCCCCCCCCCCCCCCCCCCCCCCCCCCCCCCCCCCCCCCCCCCCCCCCCCCCCCCCCCCCCCCCCCCCCCCCCCCCCCCCCCCCCCCCCCCCCCCCCCCCCCCCCCCCCCCCCCCCCCCCCCCCCCCCCCCCCCCCCCCCCCCCCCCCCCCCCCCCCCCCCCCCCCCCCCCCCCCCCCCCCCCCCCCCCCCCCCCCCCCCCCCCCCCCCCCCCCCCCCCCCCCCCCCCCCCCCCCCCCCCCCCCCCCCCCCCCCCCCCCCCCCCCCCCCCCCCCCCCCCCCCCCCCCCCCCCCCCCCCCCCCCCCCCCCCCCCCCCCCCCCCCCCCCCCCCCCCCCCCCCCCCCCCCCCCCCCCCCCCCCCCCCCCCCCCCCCCCCCCCCCCCCCCCCCCCCCCCCCCCCCCCCCCCCCCCCCCCCCCCCCCCCCCCCCCCCCCCCCCCCCCCCCCCCCCCCCCCCCCCCCCCCCCCCCCCCCCCCCCCCCCCCCCCCCCCCCCCCCCCCCCCCCCCCCCCCCCCCCCCCCCCCCCCCCCCCCCCCCCCCCCCCCCCCCCCCCCCCCCCCCCCCCCCCCCCCCCCCCCCCCCCCCCCCCCCCCCCCCCCCCCCCCCCCCCCCCCCCCCCCCCCCCCCCCCCCCCCCCCCCCCCCCCCCCCCCCCCCCCCCCCCCCCCCCCCCCCCCCCCCCCCCCCCCCCCCCCCCCCCCCCCCCCCCCCCCCCCCCCCCCCCCCCCCCCCCCCCCCCCCCCCCCCCCCCCCCCCCCCCCCCCCCCCCCCCCCCCCCCCCCCCCCCCCCCCCCCCCCCCCCCCCCCCCCCCCCCCCCCCCCCCCCCCCCCCCCCCCCCCCCCCCCCCCCCCCCCCCCCCCCCCCCCCCCCCCCCCCCCCCCCCCCCCCCCCCCCCCCCCCCCCCCCCCCCCCCCCCCCCCCCCCCCCCCCCCCCCCCCCCCCCCCCCCCCCCCCCCCCCCCCCCCCCCCCCCCCCCCCCCCCCCCCCCCCCCCCCCCCCCCCCCCCCCCCCCCCCCCCCCCCCCCCCCCCCCCCCCCCCCCCCCCCCCCCCCCCCCCCCCCCCCCCCCCCCCCCCCCCCCCCCCCCCCCCCCCCCCCCCCCCCCCCCCCCCCCCCCCCCCCCCCCCCCCCCCCCCCCCCCCCCCCCCCCCCCCCCCCCCCCCCCCCCCCCCCCCCCCCCCCCCCCCCCCCCCCCCCCCCCCCCCCCCCCCCCCCCCCCCCCCCCCCCCCCCCCCCCCCCCCCCCCCCCCCCCCCCCCCCCCCCCCCCCCCCCCCCCCCCCCCCCCCCCCCCCCCCCCCCCCCCCCCCCCCCCCCCCCCCCCCCCCCCCCCCCCCCCCCCCCCCCCCCCCCCCCCCCCCCCCCCCCCCCCCCCCCCCCCCCCCCCCCCCCCCCCCCCCCCCCCCCCCCCCCCCCCCCCCCCCCCCCCCCCCCCCCCCCCCCCUGAUUGAACCCCCCCCCGCGCGGCCCCUCGGUGCUUGCGACAGGGACCGCGGGGGACCGCGGUGGCUUUGGCAGGGGCCAGAGGAGUCACCCCACAGGGUCACGCUGACGCCAGGCUCUGUGCGCUUGCUGUCCCCGAGGCAGGUGGAGACACCUGAGUCCCCGCUUGUUUAUGUGCAGGGGGGACGACGUGGCUGUGCCCACGACCAGGUGGCCUCGUGCAUCCAGCCCGUCUGCCCGAGGCUGCUGGGAGAGCCCCCCAAAAGCGGCGGGGUGUCCCCUUACACUGGCUUCUCCUGCUGGGCUGUGGAAUUUGCAGGGGAGGGUGGUGGUGGUGGUGGGGAGCGGGGGGUGGAAGAGGANGGGGGGGGAAAGGGAAGGAGGAAAGAGCAGGCAGGGGACGGAGGAGGGGGCGGGCUGGCAGGAGCGGAGUUGCCUGGGGAGAAUGCCAACUCCAUCCCCGGUGCGAGUCCCCCGGGGCUCUGCCGCGCUCCGAUGCAAUCAGGCGGGAGGUGGCUGUCGCUCGGCUCUUGGCGAGUGCCCCCGCUAGCCCAGCAGCCCCAGCCCGGCUCCCUCCCGGCCAGCGGCCGGAGCCGCUCGGGCAAAGGGGGCUUGCCACCGAGGGUUGUGUUUCAGAGCAUCGGUUCCCGGGCGCGGGAAGAGGCGGGAGGAUGGGGGGUGCGCAGCGAUGCCUCCGGGGAGCUCAUUAAAAUCUGCCGGCUCCCCCCUUUCUCCGGCCGGGAGAGGCUGGAUGCGGAGGGAAGGAGGGAGGGACGUGCUGGAAGGAACACGCCGGCAGAGCGCUGCCCGGUGGGGACAGCUGCCGGCCCGGGCAGGAACGCGGCCCCGGGCGCUCACCUGUCGGAGCACGCCGGGCGCGCCGUGCCAGCGAGCCCGGGACAGGGGCCGGGAUCCCCCGGAGCUGGAGCUGCGAGACACCCCGGCCCUGAGCCGGGCUCGGAGCUGCCCGGGUGCCGGGGGCGCUGGGGAGGUUCGGGGGGCUUGGGGCCAUGCCGGGGGUCAGCGGGGCGCGGGCAGGAAGGGGAGUGA
This is a messenger RNA of Ficedula albicollis (Collared flycatcher), 2700 nucleotides long. RefSeq names its product basic proline-rich protein-like. The record is from RefSeq and is a predicted model, not a curated record. Bases 1 to 2700 code for a protein of 899 amino acids. NCBI's taxonomy places the organism in Eukaryota, Metazoa, Chordata, Aves, Passeriformes, Muscicapidae. The transcript is spliced from 7 exons.